This is a messenger RNA of Malania oleifera, 3254 nucleotides long. Its product is annotated as probable methyltransferase PMT26. The transcript is spliced from 9 exons. The coding region runs from base 444 to 2948 and encodes 834 amino acids. Gene Ontology annotation, molecular function: methyltransferase activity. The record is from RefSeq and is a predicted model, not a curated record. Gene Ontology annotation, cellular component: trans-Golgi network; endosome; cytoplasm. NCBI's taxonomy places the organism in Eukaryota, Viridiplantae, Streptophyta, Magnoliopsida, Santalales, Ximeniaceae.
AAAUAAACUUUCAUUGUGUUUUCAUCUUUCCUUUUUCUUCAAAUUGAAAUGUAGCAUAUGACAACUCACCCUUGGCAGAAGCAUGAGCACCCACAUGAGCGGGGCGUGAACUUGGAUUUAUAGAUCCCGCAACACAUGCAAGCUGAAAGAAAAUAUACAAAUACCCGCAUUAGGUGGGAGCCGAAAGUGAAACCACAUGGUCUUAGAGUCUCAUCCUUGACUGAUUGUUUUGACGAGCAGGGAAGAGGUUUUUGGAGCAGAAAUAGACAUGCUGCCCUUUUAAUCAUUUUGUUUUUGGGGGCUGGAUACAGAUGCAAAUUGAAGUAGAUUAUCAUUUUUGGUUUUUGGAUGUGUAAUGUUGAUGAAACGGCAUUUGAUGCUGCAGUGUAAAUUUUUGUGUUGCCAGGUAUUGACUUUCAAGGAAUAACUGGCAUUUCAGAAACAUGGCAUUGGGCAAAUAUUCAAGAGUUGAUGGCCGGAGAUCAUCAUCAAAUUAUUGUUCGACAGUGACUAUUGUUGUUUUUGUGGCUCUAUGCUUAGUUGGAGUUUGGAUGAUGACAUCAUCAUCUGUAGUGCCUGCUCAAAAUGUUGAUGUGCCUUCUGGGGACAACAAAAACGAGGUGAAGGAACAAGCAGGUGAGAUCAAUGAGAAUAAGCCUAAACAAUUUGAAGAUAAUCCUGGUGAUUUACCUAAAGAUGCAACCCAAAGCGACAGCAGCAGAACUUCUGCUCAGAGUCAAACUCAGUCCAACGAUCAAGAAAACCCAGACAAUUCUGAUACGUUCGCUGCUACACAAGAAAGCCAGGAAGAGAAGCCUGCAGAGAAGAGUGUAGAUGAAGAAAACAAGUCUGAAGAUGCAUCUAAAAUUAAAAGAGAAAAUGUAGAUAUUGAAACAAAAGACACGGAAUCGAAAUUUAAAGAUGGAGAAUCAAAUACAGAAGAUGGAGAAACAAAGCUAGGGGAUGGUGAAACUCAAUCUGGUGGACAGGCAGAAUCCAGAGAGGGGGCCGGCCAAAAAAAAUCAGAUGAGAGUGAGCAGAAAUCAAAUUCUGAUGAAAAUGAAAAGAAAUUGGGAGAUAAAACACAAUCUGGAGAUGAAGCAGACAACCAAAGAGAGAAGGGGCAGCAAAAUAAAGAUAACGAGUUAGAACAAAGAUCUGGUGAGAAAAAGGAGAAUGGUCAGGCCAAAGAACAGGUUCAAAAUGACGUAUUUCCUUCUGGGGCUCAGUCAGAGCUUUUGAAUGAAACGACGAUUCAAAAUGGAUCCUGGUCAACUCAGGCGGCGGAGUCAAAGAAUGAGAAGGAAGCACAGAAAUCUUCAGACUCUGAGCAGCAACCUGGGUACAGUUGGAAAAUCUGCAAUGUCACUGCAGGAUCGGAUUACAUCCCUUGCCUUGACAAUAUCCAAGCAAUUAAGCACCUUCGUACUACCAAGCAUUAUGAACAUCGAGAAAGACACUGCCCAGAGCCAGCUCCUGCCUGCCUUGUUCGUCUUCCUGAAGGAUAUAGACGCUCAAUUGAGUGGCCUAAAAGCAGGGACAAGAUAUGGUACUACAAUGUUCCCCAUACCAAGCUUGCAGAAUUCAAGGGGCAUCAAAAUUGGGUGAAAGUAACUGGCGAGUACCUUACCUUUCCUGGUGGUGGAACCCAGUUUAAGAAUGGUGCUCUUCAUUACAUUGAAUUCAUAGAGAAGACUGUACCUGAUAUUUCAUGGGGAAAACGCUCCCGUGUGGUACUGGAUGUUGGAUGUGGGGUUGCUAGCUUUGGGGGUUUUCUCUUUGAAAAAGAUGUCCUCACUAUGUCCUUUGCCCCGAAAGAUGAACAUGAAGCUCAAGUGCAGUUUGCUCUUGAAAGGGGAAUCCCUGCUGUAUCUGCUGUAAUGGGCACAAAAAGACUUCCCUUCCCAGGCCGGGUCUUUGAUGUUGUGCACUGUGCCCGCUGUAGGGUACCCUGGCACAUAGAAGGUGGUAAACUUCUUUUGGAGUUGAAUCGUGUGUUGCGCCCGGGUGGGUUUUUUGUGUGGUCUGCAACUCCAGUUUACCAAAAGCUUUCGGAAGAUGUUGAGAUUUGGAAUGCCAUGCGUGAACUAACAAAUUCAAUGUGCUGGGAACUUGUCGCAAUUAAGAAAGACAAGUUGAAUGAAGUCGGGGCUGCAAUAUAUAGGAAGACUGCCUCUAAUGACUGCUAUGAGAAAAGACAACAAAAUGAGCCUCCUCUCUGCCAGGAAUCUGAUGAUCCAAAUGCAGCCUGGAAUGUGCCGCUGCAGGUAUGCAUGCAUAAAGUUCCUGUGGAUGCAUCAGAACGGGGUUCUGUAUGGCCAGAGCAAUGGCCAGCAAGGUUAGAGAAAGUGCCUUACUGGUUGAAAAGUUCCCAGCUUGGUGUUUAUGGCAAAGCAGCACCUGAAGAUUUCAUUUCAGAUUAUAAGCACUGGAAACGUGUAGUGACCAAGUCGUAUCUCACUGGGAUGGGCAUUAGUUGGUCAUCUGUGAGGAAUGUCAUGGACAUGAGAUCUGUCUAUGGAGGGUUUGCUGCAGCUCUGAGAGACAUGAAAGUGUGGGUCAUGAAUGUAGUUACAGUAGAUUCACCUGAUACACUACCCAUAAUAUAUGAGCGAGGUCUAUUUGGGAUUUAUCAUGACUGGUGUGAAUCAUUUAGCACCUAUCCUAGAUCUUACGAUCUUCUCCAUGCAGACCAUCUCUUCUCCAAAGUCAAGAAGAAGUGCAAUUUAGUUGCUGUGGUUGCUGAGGUUGAUCGGAUCCUAAGACCUGGAGGAAAGCUUAUUGUCCGCGACGAAGUAGAGACGAUCAAAGAGCUGGAGAACUUGGUGAGGCCUAUGCAAUGGGAGAUCCGCUUAACCUACUCCAAGUACAAGGAAGGAUUGCUGUGCGUGGAGAAAUCCAUGUGGCGGCCAAAAGAGGCGGAGCAAAUCAUUUCGGCAAUUGCAUAAAGCAUACCGUCUGGUGAUUGCCCUGGCAUUCUCGACUCUGUUGCAACACUGAAUUUAGGUAUUCUUUUUUGUUUCGACUUUAUCUGUUCAUUAGCCCAUUUAUAGUGUCAGACUUGUCAUGUUUAAUGUUUUCAAUUGCUUUUUCUUUUCCUUCUCUCUUUUUUCCUUUUUAACAUCAGGGGAUGGUGUUUCAAUUUUCGCUUUAGUAUCAAUGAAAUGUGACCGAAAUUUUGGAAUUGUAAAGUCCGUCAUAAGAAUAAUUGAAGUAUCCUGUUGAGAUUCGGAAUGGAGCAUGAGAUUAUGGAA